UAGCUCCACAGCGUUGACUUCAGCAGAAGCACUCUGUGCUGAGAUCCGCCUUCCACUUCCUCUCCCAGAGCCGGAGCUCGCUGGUCAUAUGACAACUGGUCACCACAGACAGCGGACACACUGCACACAGCGUUCUCUGCUGUCCGAGCUUCACUUGGACCUGAAGGAACAAUGUCUGUGGUGAGGCUGGAAGAGAGUCGAGAGCGGAUUCGCACAGAACUGGAUAACACAGUGAACUUCUGGCUCAAAUACUCUCAUGACACUGUGCAUGGAGGCUUCUUCACUUGUAUUGGGAGAGAUGGGAAGGUUUAUGAUGAGCUGAAGUAUGUCUGGCUGCAGGGUAGACAGGUGUGGAUGUAUUGCCGCCUGUACCGAACUAUGGAUCGCUUCCGCAAGCCUGAAAUCCUUGAAGCAGCAAAAGCUGGAGGAGCAUUCCUCAGGAAGUUCGCUCGUGUGUCCGGCAGCAGUGGUCAGUGGAAAUGUGCCUUCUGCUUAACAAGAGAUGGUAAAGCAGUCAAAAUUCAGAGGACUAUAUUCAGUGAGUGUUUCUACAUCAUGGCCAUGGAUGAACUGAGUAGGGUCACUGAUGACAAGGACAUGCAGCUGGAGGCAGAACAGAUGAUGGAGCAAAUAAUCUACUGGGUUCGAGUAGACUCGUCAGGCCUGGGCAGGCCCCAGCUUCCCGGAGACUUUCCCGUCAACAGCAUGGCAGUUCCCAUGAUGCUGUUGUGUCUGGUACAACAGCUCACUGAAGGCCGAGGUCAGGAGGUGUUUCAGAAGUACAGAGAGCUGGGCAGCUGGUGUGUACAGCAGAUUCUACAGCACAUCCAGAGAGAUGGCACAGCUAUUUUAGAGAAUGUGUCACUGGACAAAACAGAGCUGCCGGGUUGCCAGGGCCGACUGCAGAACCCAGGCCACGCCCUGGAAGCAGGCUGGUUCCUGCUUCAGUACAGCACAGAGUGGGGGGAUGAGGAGCUCCAGAGGACUGCCAUUGACAAGUUUAUGGAGCUGCCUUAUCAGUGCGGCUGGGAUAAAGAGCACGGUGGCCUCUUCUACUUUCUAGAUGUGGAUGGUCACUGCCCAACACAGUUGGAGUGGAGUAUGAAGCUGUGGUGGCCUCACUGUGAGGCUCUCAUUGCCUUCCUGAUGGCUUACAGUCAAACAAAGAAACCAGAGCUGCUGGACAGAUUCUUCCAAGUUUUUGAGUACACCUUCAGCCAUUUUCCUGAUGCUAAGAAUGGUGAAUGGUUUGGCUAUUUGACACAAGAAGGGAAACUAGCCCUGGAUUUUAAAGGAGGCCCCUUUAAAGGGUUCUUCCAUGUUCCUCGCUGCCUGUACAUGUGUGAGCGUAUUCUGGAUGAUCUGCUGGCCAACAAGGACUGAGCAUUCUGACAUGAAUGUGAUACUAAUGGGACUGAUUGUUGGUCUCUUCACUAAAUCAAACCACAGUAAUCAAGAUAUAAAGAAAAUUGCACUAAUUUUCAAACAGGCCAUUCAUCUUAUCACAAAUGUCCAGUCACUGACCGGCUCAUAAAUUUUUUUUGGCAAGUUGUAUUACAGCACUACUACUGCAAAGAGAAAACAUAUGUCCCGUUUACAUAACUUAUGGCACCAGGGGCAGUUACUUACUUGAUCAGACAAACAUUGUUGUUUUUUUCCAUAUAAGUUGCUAAGACACCUAACAUGACAGUCUUUCAUCUGGGCUACUAGUCAGACAUUUACAUUCACGCUUACAACUUAAUGCAGUUUAGAUUUCCUGCUUCACCUGUCUGCAUGUCUUUGGACCGAAGAAGGAAACUCACACAGACAAAGGGAGAACCCCAGAAACAACUUAGCAUACUGUAUGGUUCCAUUGUAGGAUCGACACUGUUAACCAGCGACCCACUGUCCCUCCCCUAUCGUACAUACACAAAAAAAGAUUAACACCACAAAACAUGUCAAAUUGUGCCUUCUAACAUGCACACUGAACCUUUGAGCCAGCUCCAAAGACCUCUUAAAGAGCAUGUGUCUUUAUAUCGUUUUCAUUCCAGUUUAUACAGUUUUCAGGCAUACCUAUCCUAAAAUACUGGUGAACUGUAAUGUCAGUCAGAGAAAAAUUUAAGCUAUAGUAUCUUACUGCUAGUGACAUGCUCGGCAUCUGUAGACUUAAGGGCCAGCAAAUGAAUUGUAUAUUGAAAUAUUAAUGCUGAUGAUUAAAUGUGCAAUUUGAUGUAUGCAAAUUA
Molecule: messenger RNA, 2222 nt
Organism: Lates calcarifer (barramundi perch)
Lineage: Eukaryota; Metazoa; Chordata; Actinopteri; Centropomidae
Gene: renbp
Product: renin binding protein
Exons: 11
Coding region: 172-1383 (403 amino acids)
Biological process (GO): N-acetylglucosamine metabolic process; carbohydrate metabolic process; N-acetylmannosamine metabolic process
Molecular function (GO): N-acylglucosamine 2-epimerase activity; peptidase inhibitor activity
Source: RefSeq, a predicted model, not a curated record